This is a messenger RNA of Blepharisma stoltei, 996 nucleotides long. Lineage: Eukaryota; Ciliophora; Heterotrichea; Heterotrichida; Blepharismidae. The record is from the annotation of a GenBank genome assembly.
AUGUGGUUCAUAACUGCCCUACUCUUCUCAUCUGCCUUAGCCAAACCUACAUCAGCUCCUUAUCUCCUUACUCAAAAUAGGCCCUUUAUUAUAGCUCACCGAGGAGCAUGUGGAUAUAUUCCUGAGCAUACUCUGCAAGCCUAUGAAGUUGCAUCAUAUAUGUCCGCCGAUUUUAUUGAGUCUGAUUUAGUCCCAUCAAAAGACUUUCAACUCAUCGUCAACCACGAUAAUCUUCUGAAUGAAACAACAAAUAUCGAUCUUUUACCUCAAUUUUCAAAUUUACACACAACUAAAACCAUUGAUACCUAUAAAGGAAAUAUUACAGAAACUGGCUGAUUUAUUGAAGAUUUUUCAUUAAAUCAAAUAAAAGAGCUCAGGGCUAAGCAAAGGCUGAACUUCAGGCCAAAGCAUCUAAAUUACUUGUUCCAGAAAAUCACAAUAGAAGAAACACUAAACUGGGCAAUUAAUGAAAAUUUGGAGAGAAUAAAAAAGAAUAAAAAACUGCUGGGAGUGUAUAUUGAAUUGAAAUAUCCAAAAUAUUUCAACUCAAAAGGAUUUCCGGUACAGGAAAUGCUUCUGGGGGUAUUGAAUAAGUUUGGGGUUGGGGACUUAAACAGUGCAAGCGAAAAAUGUCCAAUAGUUUUGGAGUGCUUUGAAUUAGAAACUUUGAAAUAUUUUAGUGAAGUUACUGACCUACCUCUGGUAUACUUAAUUGAUUCAAGAAUAGGGAGCAAUCAGAUUGAGGAGUACUCAACGAUAGUUCAUGGAGUUGGACCAGAUUUAGGGUAUGUUUUUGAUCUUGGACUAGAUGGCACUGGAUUUAUAGCCAAGGCCCAUAGCAAUGAGCUGUUUGUUCAUCCUUGGGUUAUGAGAGAUGAUAUUCUGCCUGAAGGAGCUAACGCAGAAGAGAUGUACUUAAAAUUACUCUAUGAGAAUGCUGAUGGAAUUUUCACCGACUUUCCAGACUCUGCAAGCACGUAUUUUAGCACUGAAUAG